Messenger RNA from Arctia plantaginis, 1539 nucleotides. Lineage: Eukaryota; Metazoa; Arthropoda; Insecta; Lepidoptera; Erebidae. The record is from the annotation of a GenBank genome assembly.
AUGACGACUCCUAGCACAUCGGGAAGCUCAACCUCAGUACAGGAGUUUAAAAUACGUGUGCCAAAGAAUGGAAAGAAAAAGUACCAUGUGAUGCGGUUCAAUGCUACUCUCAAUGUGGACUUUGCAAAGUGGACCCAUGUCAAGAUGGAGCGGGAGAACAAUAUUAAGGAGUUCAAAGGACUUGAUGAAGAAAUGCCAAAAUUUGGUGCGGGCUCAGAAUAUGGUCGGGAUAUGCGCGAAGAGGCACGUCGUAAGAAGUUUGGUAUUACGUCGCGUAAGUACAAACCCGAGGACCAGCCCUGGAUCUUAAAAGUUGGAGGGAAAACUGGCAAGAAGUUUAAGGGCAUCCGCGAAGGUGGUGUGUCGGAAAACGCGGCAUACUAUGUGUUCACACACGCCGCUGACGGUGCCAUAGAUGCAUACCCCUUACAGGAAUGGUACAAUUUCCAGCCCAUACAGCGAUACAAGGCUCUAUCUGCUGAGGAAGCAGAGCAGGAGUUUGGAAGACGUAACAAAGUGCUGAACUACUUCUCGUUGAUGUUCCGAAAGCGCAUGCGUGGUGAUGAGGCGGCCGACGAUGUGGAAGACCCCGACGACAAGAAACCUAAAGGGGCCAAGGCCAAGAAAGAUCUUAAGAUAUCAGACAUGGAUGAAUGGAUAGACUCGGAUGAUGACUCCUCCAACUCUGAAAAAGAAGAGAAGGACAACGAUAGUGACACUGCUGCAAAUAAGAAAAAAAAUAAAGAUAAGAAAGGGGCUGCAAAUAAAAAGAAGAAAAAGGUGGAGGACGAGGCGUUUGAGGAGAGUGAUGAUGGAGACGAGGAGGGGCGAGAGAAAGAUUAUAUAUCAGAUUCGUCAGAUAGUGAAUCGGACCACGAAACUAAAGCCAACAAAGAACUUAAAGGUGUCGCUGAAGAAGACGCUCUCAGGAAAUUAUUAACGUCAGACGAGGAUUCAGAAGAAGAAGAAAAGGAACAUAAAGAACAAGAAGAGGAACAAGAGGACGAGCCCACCAAAGAAGGGGAAGAACGCGCUAGUAAACUCACCAAGAAAAAGAAGAAACCCGAUGAUAAUAAGAAAGAUUCCAGCAGCGAAUUCAGUUCAGAUUCAGACACAGAUCCAGAGAGCAGCAGUACUAAGAAACCUAAGAAAAGCAAAUCUGGAACGGACAAGAAUGCGCCCAGCACGUCGGGUAAGUCGGCUGGUAGUACCAACACGUCUCGUAGUGGCACGCCCACGCCCACUGCUGCGCAGGCCGCGGUGGCGGCUGCUAAUGCAGCCUUGUCCAACAUGCCGCCCGCUAAGAAACCUAAGCUGGAUCCCUUUUACACCGAGUGCGGCGUAACAGAAGAAGCAGUACGUAGAUACUUAGCGCGCAAACCGAUGACGACGACAGAGUUACUUACCAAGUUCAAGUCGAAACGCACCGGGGUCAGCAGCAAACGACUGGUAGAGACGAUGACGCAAAUAUUAAAACGAAUCAAUCCCGUUCGGCAAAAUAUCAACGGCAAAAUGUAUCUUAGUAUUAAAAAUACGUGA